Molecule: messenger RNA, 2313 nt
Organism: Cimex lectularius (bed bug)
Lineage: Eukaryota; Metazoa; Arthropoda; Insecta; Hemiptera; Cimicidae
Gene: Ntan1
Product: protein N-terminal asparagine amidohydrolase
Exons: 8
Coding region: 286-1320 (344 amino acids)
Biological process (GO): ubiquitin-dependent protein catabolic process
Cellular component (GO): nucleus
Molecular function (GO): protein-N-terminal asparagine amidohydrolase activity
Source: RefSeq, a predicted model, not a curated record
UCACCUGUUUUCAAAAUUUCCAGUUUUAGAUUCCGCCGUGACAAAAUCGCAAACCUUUUUUUUAUAAAUACAAAAUAAAAUAACAAAACAGCCGUGGUUUGGAAACGGCCUGGGGAAGGGCGUCGCGUGGUCCGGUUUACGCCGUAUGAUAGGAAAAAGGCCGAGUGGGGGCCCGUCGUGGGUUCGUCCAGUUUCGAGUAAACCGCCCUCCGAGGAGGAGAGGAUCCGUAGCAGUGCCGUGUCCUGACGAAUUCGACCUUAUUUUUACCACGAUAUUGUCAAAUAAUGUUAGGCUUCGUUAAGAAACUAUUGCCUUGGCACAAACAGACAACCGUGGGUCUUUUAAAGCCGACAAAACUUUCCAAACAGAUCGGGAGGAUGGUGGUUCUAGUUGGGGGCACGCCCCUGGAGGAGCCCCUCCCCGACGCCAGGACCCUCCAUCACCUCCAUCCGAUGUUCAGGGAGACGGCCAACCAGCUCAUCAGCAUCCCGUCCAAAGUGGUCGGCCCCAUCGGACUCCUGUACGUCAUGCAGAGGGAGAUGGCUGUCACCGUACCUCACGACAAAAAUGUGAAUAUCAUCGGAUCUGAUGACUUCACUACGUGCAUAGUAGUCGUCCUCAGGCAUACUGGAAGUGGAGCAGUAGGGCUGGCCCAUUGUGAUGGAGCUGGAAUCGAAGAAGGCGUACUCUCGUUGGUAUCGAGGGUACAAGAGCUCGCGAUGGGAUACCCGGAAGGCCGGCUCCAGCUCCAGUUUGUUGGCGGCUACUCAGACCCACACCACUUUUCUGAGGAGCUCUUCUACACUUUAAUCCACGCUUUUCACAAACAGCCCGUCGAAGUCGAACUCACAAACGUCUGCGUUGGCGAGCUCAACACGACGGUCCGGAGCGGGAUACACUGGCCGAUAAUAUACGGGAUCGCUGUCAACGUCAAAACUGGCGAAGUCUUCCCAGCGACUUUCCCGGACAAAGGCCCUGAAUGUGCGUUAAGAGGCGCUAGGCAUAUUACAGGGGGUCAACAGGUACAACAAAUAUUAGACGUAUAUGACUGCAGCCUUGGUCUUCUUAGGAUAGGUCCAUUCAAUUACCACCCGCUGAGGGGCGCUGAGCUUUGGCUAGCUCAGCCUGAUGAAUUCAUCCUCCAGCACUUGUCGACAUCGCCCGACAUCGAGCCUCCCAAUUUCGUCAUGCAGAUACGUGCGGUUCUGAAGUACAUACACGAACAUCCAUUCCCAGCAGUGACCGUAUUCAGGGACUCGAGGCCCCUCUAUUUCCGAAGGGACGAACGAUCUGGCGUUUGGAUACCGUUCAACUACUGACUGAAGGGGCAGAAAGGGCCGAAGCUCUUUUACGAUUAUUGGAAAAUCAAAACAAUCUUCUCAACCGGUUCAAAACUUAUGUUUUAUCGACUCCGUGAAGCACUUUCUUGAACUGUGAUUUUGUUUAUUUUUUUUAACUUUCCCUUUCGCUUUCUUUUAAGCCUAAGCUUUUUUAUUAUAUAUGAAAAUAAUAAGGAAAAACAUGACAUUUUUACUGUUUAUUUUUAAGAAUCUCUUUUUAUUUUUUAAACAAAUGAACUUAGUUCCUUGUUAUUUAAAGGAUUUUCUUUUUUGUUUUUCACUGAUUGAAUCAAAACUUUUCCAUUUCCUUUGAAAUUUAAAACUUCAUAGAUUAUUGUAUAAAAGUUGUAAAUAAAUAAACCCGGUGAAAAAAAAAUUGUAUGCUUAUGCAGCCUAGAAUAGAAAAUUGAUUUAUUAUUGUUUGUUUUUAACUUUUAAAACUACGUUUCAGGACACUCAGUGCCAUCUUGUUUAAAGUUUUUAAAAUAAAGUGUGCCAUUUUUUUUUCAGAUUCGAUUUGUCCUUUAAUGAUUUAUUAUUAUUAUUCUUUUUCUUUUUAUCUUUUGUUUCGCUCUGUAGCCAUUGAAAAAUAAAACGGCACUGUGAUAAAGUAGUAAAACUUAUAAAAACGUACAAUCUAGUACAAAUCAAAUGGCAAUUAGGUGCUGCAAGGUCAAGGUAUAAUAGUUUUUUAUAAUUGAUAAUAUUGUAAUAUAUUGGGAGAAAGUUUAUAUUUUUUAUUGUGUGUGUGAGUGUGUGUAAUUUGGAUGCAUCACAUCUCACCCUUUAUAAAUAGAGGUUAUUUUAAUCAAAGCUUCAGGCUUUUCAUGAUUGUUACGGAUUUUUUUUUUUUUUCUGUUAUAGACUUGUUAUAAAUACGGUGUUGCCAGAUCUUUUAUGAUGUUUAUGUUAUGAUAAACGUUAAUUUUUUAAAAAAUUAUAAAAAAUAAAUAAAGAUUAUUUCUGUAGGAA